AUGGCGGAUCUCCCUCCUCCCGUCCAGGGACCGACCGCCAAAGAGAAGAAGUACGACCGUCAGCUACGCCUCUGGGGAGCUACGGGUCAGAUCGCGCUCGAAAAGUCGCACAUCCUCCUCAUCAACUCUGGCCCUGGCGUAGUUGGGCUGGAAACACUCAAGAACCUCGUCUUGCCCGGAGUCGGCAAUUUCACGAUACAGGAUUCCGCCAUAGUGAGCGAGGCAGAUCUGGGUGUCAACUUCUUCUUGGAGGAGCAACAUCUGGGAGGCUUUCGUGCGGAACAUACAUGCAACCUACUGAAGGAGCUUAACCCUGAUGUAGAGGGCCAGUAUGUCACAGAACCCAUCGAGUCAUGGCUAUUGCAGCCCGACGCUCUGCACCCAUACACGCUCAUCAUCGUAACCGCACCUAUCCGUACCGAGCUCCUCACCAAACUCUCCGACCACGCAAGCGCCGCGCUGACCCCACUCUUCUACGUUCACUCGGUCGGCUUCUACUCACACUUCUCCGUACACCUACCUCCCGCGUUCCCGGUUGUAGACACACAUCCAAGCCCUGAAACAACGUCAGAUCUUCGACUACUUCACCCAUGGCCGGAGCUGCUACAGUACGCCGAAGAGAAGACGGCCAAUCUAGACAGCAUGAAGGCAGACGAUCACGGACAUGUUCCCUGGAUAGCCCUGCUGUUGCACCAUCUUGAGCAGUGGAAGAAGGAGCAUAAUGGAGAGGUACCGCAGAGCUACAAGGAGAAGACUGAGUUCAGGACUACCGUGUCGCAAGCGGCGCGGACUGACAACCCCGAAGGUGGUGAGGAGAACUUCGAAGAGGCAGUAGCGGCAGUGCUGAAGUCGCUCAACCCGCCACAACCAAGCAGCGCCGUCAAGGAGAUAUUUACCGCCCCCGAGUGUCUUCUCGUGCGUGAAGACUCACCUACCUUCUGGGUCAUCGCGAAUGCCAUCGGCCUAUUCUACACCAAGUACAAUGUUCUUCCUGUACCUGGAUCUGUACCGGAUAUGAAGGCGCGUUCAGCCGACUACAUUCAACUGCAAAACGUUUACAAGUCGAAAGCGCGGAAAGAUUUGGCAGAAGUGGUAGACAGCGUACGCUUUCUGGAGCGCAAUGCGAACCGGAGUAACGCUAUUGACGAGAAGGACAUUGAAGCAUUCUGCAAGAACGCAGCGCAUAUCAAGCUGGUGCGUGGCCGGCCAUUGCAUGUUGUACAGGCGGGCGAAAAGGUCAAAUGGGGCGACCGGGCAAAAUCCAUCGCUCAAACGCUCACCUUUCCCGACUCUUUGAUUCCCUUGUAUAUUGCUUUCCUGGCUUGGGACGAGUUCGUCGCCACACAUGCCAAGGAUGGCUUAGGCGGCGCGCCCCAGGUUCCCGGUGAGACUGAUCCAGACAAAGACUCAGAAAAGCUCACUGGUAUUGCUUUUAAGAUCGCAGACGAUCUGGUCAAAGAGGCAAGUGCUUCGAUCGAUGAGGACGAUUACGCCACCAUCAAGACUCAGAUCGGGAAUUUCACAAGAGAGCUCGUCCGAGCUGGUGGCGCUGAACUACACAACAUUGGUGCAUUGACUGGUGGCAUCGUCUCGCAAGAGGUCAUCAAGGUCAUUACGGAACAGUACGUUCCUGUCGAUAACACAUGCAUCUUCGACGGGAUCAAGAGCAGAAGCACCGUCAUCAAGGUAUAG
Molecule: messenger RNA, 1692 nt
Organism: Cucurbitaria berberidis CBS 394.84
Lineage: Eukaryota; Fungi; Ascomycota; Dothideomycetes; Pleosporales; Cucurbitariaceae
Exons: 5
Coding region: 1-1692 (563 amino acids)
Biological process (GO): protein neddylation
Cellular component (GO): cytoplasm
Molecular function (GO): NEDD8 activating enzyme activity
Source: RefSeq, a predicted model, not a curated record